Molecule: messenger RNA, 2582 nt
Organism: Strigops habroptila (Kakapo)
Lineage: Eukaryota; Metazoa; Chordata; Aves; Psittaciformes; Psittacidae
Gene: PIGV
Product: phosphatidylinositol glycan anchor biosynthesis class V
Exons: 4
Coding region: 915-2453 (512 amino acids)
Biological process (GO): GPI anchor biosynthetic process
Cellular component (GO): endoplasmic reticulum membrane; mannosyltransferase complex
Molecular function (GO): GPI mannosyltransferase activity; alpha-1,6-mannosyltransferase activity
Source: RefSeq, a predicted model, not a curated record
GGUUUGUGCCGUUGCGGCGUGUGAUGGCCCGGGCGGGAGGUGGGAACACGCAGGGAAGCGGCUGCGAUGCGUGUUCAUACAUGGGCCUGAGCCGGCUCCCACAGCGGCUCCACACACAUCGUGGCUUUGAUCCAGCAUCGCUGUUGCUCACACACAUGUCAAAGGUGGACGGGGGGGAACUGCCCCUCUUUGGAUGUGGGUGAAGCAGCGCUGGGGCUGCAGCCUCCAGCCCUAGAUCCCCCGAAACAAGCGCUGGGGGAAUGCGAUUCCCAAAGUUCAGCCGUGUUUCCGUGGCAUCGUGGUCAGAACAGGUUUACAGAUGCGACUGGAGCGUCUCUUGACUCUACAGCAGGUUGGAGAAGUACCGAGAGGUGCCCAAACCGUCGUGCUCUGAGUGUUCCUGUAGCUUUCCCGGCAGGAAUCCUGUGCCCCAGCGUGUGCGGAGGGAGGAAACGCCGCUGCGGCGAGUGCCUGCUGCCACCGGCUGGCCAGCGGCCUCCAGUGCGCCUUACAGACCCUGCCGAAUUCCUGAUCCCGUUUACAUCAUUUACCCAGCGUCUAUUCCCUUGGGAUCCGCAUCCUUUCUUUUAGCGGGGUUUCCAGAGCGAGCAAAACGCAAUUCUCACCCGGGACCGAAGGGGAACGCAGAACACAAAGACACCUUUAACGAAGACUUUGCACCUUUUUAACCCACUUUUGCCUUUUCGUGUCCUUUCCCCGCUCAUGCAGGUGCUCCUUCAGGCAGCACUUCCUGGGAUAGAGGCAUUCCAGCUCUGGCACUGCUUUCCAGCAGAAGGCUGACUGGGGGCUGCAGCUCGCUGUAGCCUUCCCCACGUGCCGUUACAAGGUUUCCAAACGCAGAGGGAGCAUUCCCAUGGCACCAGUGACCUACUGAGGCAACUUCAGAGCUCAGGAUGGAGGUGGUGAGCAGGACAGACCCCCACCUCCAGGAGGUCGUGUGGUUUGCGGUGCGCUGCAGAGCCCUGACACUUGUGCUGCAGGCUCUCUUCAACCUCCUGAUCCCAGAUCACGCUGCAGACGCCUUCUCCCCGCCUCGCCUGUCCCAGCCUGGCCUGUGGGAUGUGCUGGUGGAGCAGCUGCUGGGAGGGCUGUCGCGCUGGGACGCGGAGCACUUCCUCUUCAUCGCCGAGCACGGUUACCUGUACGAACACAACUGUGCCUUCUUCCCACUGUACCCCCUGAGCCUGCGAGCCGUGGCCGAGGGGGCUCUGUGGCCCCUGCAGUGGCUGCUGUGUGUGCGGAGCCGCCUGCUGCUCUCGGCUGUGCUGCUGAACUCCCUCUUCUCUGUCCUGGCAGCCGCUGCCCUGUAUCAGCUGGGCUGCGUCGUGCUGCGGUGUCGCAGGGUGGCUUUCCUCGCUGCCAUCCUCUUUUCAGUCAGCCCUGCCAAUGUGUUUAUGGCAGCUGCUUACUCAGAGAGCAUGUUUGCCUUCCUGGCAUUCAGUGCCAUGUGGCAACUGGAGAAGGGGCAGAGCUGGCUCAGUGGACUGCUCUUCUCCCUUGCGGCUGGGGUGCGUGCCAACGGGCUUGUUAAUGCUGGCUUCUUUCUCUACUCCUGCAGUAAAUGCUUUGCCCUCCAGCUCCAGGUGGGUUCGGGGGCAAUAAGGAAGGUCCCUCAGUUGUGGAAGCAACUCUUCAGCGUGGCAUCUUCGCUGGUUCUCAUGUGUGCUGGGAUUUUCCUACCUUUUGCUUUAUUUCAGUAUUAUGCCUACGUGAGGUUCUGUGGUCCUGGAACCAGCCUGGAGCAGACUGUUCCUAAGCCACUGGUCCAGCUGGCUCUGGACAAAGGCUAUUGUCUGGCAGCCCCAAAUGGGGUGAAACCCCCUUGGUGCUCGCAGCAGGUCCCUGUGGUCUAUUCCUAUAUUCAAGACACUUACUGGAAUGUUGGCUUUCUAAGGUAUUUUGAACUCAGACAGAUACCAAAUUUCUUGCUUGCUUUGCCUGUCACGCUUCUGGGCUCAUGGGCUGCCUGCACCUACAUGAUUGCAAACCCGCGGCACUGCCUAGCUCUUGGUCUAGAGAGAAGAAAGAGUGAAGAGGAGGGUAAACCAAGAGCUGGAUUCUGCUGCCCUGCUGUCUUCGUCUAUGUGGUCCAUGCCACGGUCCUGCUGGCAUUUGGGUUCUUCUGCAUGCAUGUGCAGGUGCUGACCCGGUUCCUCUACUCCUCCUCUCCCAUCCUGUGCUGGUUCUCUGCUCACCUCCUUCAGGAAUACGAACCUUUACUCUGGAGUGAAGGGACUGAUGAUCAAACCUCUGCACCUCGCUAUGAGGAAUCUCUUCUGGGUAAAUCUCCCGGUUCCUGUGAGAACCCUGUUGUGAGGCUGCUGCUGAACUGCAGAUCCAUCACCCCGCUCAGCAGAUGCAUCCUCGGAUUCUUCCUGUCCUACUGGCUGCUGGGGCUGGUUCUGCACUGCAACUUCUUGCCGUGGACGUAGCGCGGGGUGCGUUGGUGCAGGCUGGUUGCGGGGCAGCAGCACUGGUCACAAUUGAAACCCACUUGUUCUAGAAAGCCUGAUGUAGGUGUAGUGAUGCUGUAGUCUCGGUUACAAAGGCAUUACUCCUCA